Messenger RNA from Acaulospora morrowiae, 147 nucleotides. Lineage: Eukaryota; Fungi; Glomeromycota; Glomeromycetes; Diversisporales; Acaulosporaceae. The record is from the annotation of a GenBank genome assembly.
AUUUCAGAAAGUGAAGAGGUGAAGCAAAUACUGAGAUAUUCUGGUGAAGACUAUUUACCAGGCAUCUCUACUUGCAAUGAUAUAGUCACAGAAAAUGAUGAGGGGCUGACGAUAAUUCUUGAAAACGCUUUAGCCAAUCACAGAGAU